Molecule: messenger RNA, 4012 nt
Organism: Haplochromis burtoni (Burton's mouthbrooder)
Lineage: Eukaryota; Metazoa; Chordata; Actinopteri; Cichliformes; Cichlidae
Product: endothelin receptor type B
Exons: 9
Coding region: 283-1560 (425 amino acids)
Biological process (GO): G protein-coupled receptor signaling pathway; regulation of blood pressure; enteric nervous system development
Cellular component (GO): membrane
Molecular function (GO): endothelin receptor activity
Source: RefSeq, a predicted model, not a curated record
GAGGCUGCUCAGAGCGCAGGCGGAGCAGGGAGGGGAGGUUUUACGCACAGCUAAGCACGGUGUGAACUCUGAACGCCAGGAACUCACACAAACAGCUUCGGGCCAAUCAGAGGAAUAUUGAUCUAAAACGUUGAGUUUGAGCACAUCAUAACAGCGCGGUCCGGACAACUUGGACUCAGACGUUGCCAGCUGUGGAGCAAGGCCCAGUGGGUGGAUGCGUGUGUGUGCCUUAAGUGUUUGUUUUCUUACUUCUUUGCACCUUUGGGUGAGGCUUCUGUGAAGAUGAGGGCCAUCACACUGCUGUGUCUUCUGAUGGUUGCGGAGGCUGCAGCCUCCAGGUUCGUCCGUGACUCCCAAAGUGGGCUUGAAGCUUUAGAACCCGGCAACAACAACGCAUCAGUUGUUCUUCCACCCUCGCAGCCGGGCCGACCACGGAGCUCGCACCCCCCCAUGUGCAUAAACCCCACGGAGAUCAAGCAAGCCUUCAAAUAUGUGAACACCAUCAUAUCCUGCCUGAUCUUUGUCGUGGGAAUCAUUGGCAACUCAACACUGCUCAGGAUCAUAUAUAAGAACAAAUGUAUGAGGAAUGGACCCAAUGUACUCAUUGGCAGCUUGGCACUGGGAGACCUGUUAUAUAUUGUCAUCGCCAUCCCCAUCAAUGUGUACAAGCUGUUAGCCGAGGACUGGCCAUUUGGCGUGUACGUCUGUAAGCUGAUGCCGUUCAUCCAGAAAGCGUCGGUGGGAAUCACCGUCCUCAGCUUGUGCGCACUCAGUAUUGACCGCUACCAUGCAGUGACAUCAUGGAGCAGGGUGAAAGGGAUGGGAAUCCCACUGUGGAAAGCUGUGGAGGUGACACUGAUCUGGCUGCUUGCUGUGGUGCUGGCAGUUCCCGAGGCGCUCGCAUUCGACAUGUUGGAGAUACCAUACAGAGGCACCAAGCUGAGGGUUUGCCUGUUGCAUCCAGAACAGACCACAAGCUUUAUGAAGUUCUACAAGGAAGCAAAGGACUGGUGGCUGUUUGGCUUCUAUUUCUGUUUCCCUCUGGUCUGCACGGGAAUCUUCUACACUCUCAUGUCCUGUGAGAUGCUCAGCCGCAAAAAAGGCAUGCGCAUCGCACUCAAUGACCACAUGAAGCAGAGGAGGGAAGUAGCAAAGACAGUGUUCUGCUUGGUGUUGAUUUUUGCUUUCUGCUGGCUGCCCCUUCAUCUCAGCCGUAUUCUGAAGAAAACAAUCUAUGAGGAGGAUGACCCCGACCGCUGUGAGCUGCUCAGUUUCCUGUUAGUGAUGGAUUACAUUGGAAUCAACAUGGCCUCCAUAAACUCCUGCAUUAACCCGAUUGCCCUCUACUUUGUCAGCCAAAAGUUUAAAAACUGUUUCCAGUCUUGCCUGUGUUGCUGGUGUUACAGAACAUCUCAUCUGGAUGACCAAGGACGCUGGAAGGGCUCAUGCCACGUGCUCCCAUCAGGGACAAACAGCAGUCUCAGUGCCGACAAACUGGCCUUCAGAUCAGAGUCAGAAGGGGAACCUGGAGUCACUUCUACAGGACUCGCCGCAGACUGAAAGACUCAAAGAUCAACCCCAAAAUGCUGAUGAAAUAAUGGAAGUGUGCCUCCUCAGGCUGUAAUAGUAAAUGCAAAAGCUUUGAUGAAACCGAUGCUACAUAAACACGUUCAUAUUCCUACGCUGAGGCCUCUCUAGAGGACAACUCGGUGACACUAAAAAUGCAUUUAUACAGAAUGUUUAUUCAAACCACUAUGUAAAUGUAUGUACAGUAUUAUUUACAUAUAGAGUGCAAACUUACCAUCAUAUUUAGCCUUAGUACUUUGUGUAGCUAUGAAUAAGCACUGAAAAACACUACCUGUUGAAGCUUUAUUACCUCACGGGGAAAGCUAGAGGGAAACUGUGACCCUUAGUAAUUUUACAAUGUAGCUUCUAUUUUUCUAAGAAAACAACACAAAGCACACGGAGAGCUUGUGUUACCUAAAGACGUGAGGUGUCCACGUGUUAUUAUUGCCAAAUAUUUCACCUCUAUCGGAGAGCAGUAAUGUUUCUGUGGCUGGAAAUUAGUCUGAAAAUGCUUUGUGAGAGCUGUUUAAGUAAUACAUUUCUGAGCCAUGUAAAAGCUUUUGGGAAGGAAAAAGAAAUUUGCUGGUUAAGCUGUAUGUAAGUGAAUGAUUUAAAAACUCACAUAACAAGGGAAGGUUAAAAAGUUCCACAACACAGCCCAUAAAAAGCUGAGGUCAGACAUGACUUAAAUGAGGCAUCAUGGACCUGUAACUUGUGCAGAGAGCAACCAUCGACUUUUGUUUCAAACAGACUCAGCUUUUAUGUUGAGGAUCGUUACUAGGAAUGACAGCUGGGUGCUCAGACCCAGAGACCAAACGGGAAAUUGCAGUGGAAGAGCUUGCAGCUUUGAACGAGGAGUGUGACCAGGAGCACACAUAUUCUUCUUAUUAUCAUUAUUAUCUAUUUUUUAAACAGUAAAUUAGUCUCCCAGGGUCAGACAGUCGAAGCAGGGCUGGGCUGUAAUGUCCUGAGUAGGGUUUUCGCAAUACUAGAAUUCCGACACUCAGGAAAAUACUCAAUACCUGAUGCUAUUUCUAACACCGCAGAUGAAAAAAUGACAAAAUAGGCAUACUUCUUUUAAAAUAUUAGAACAAUGCUGGUUCAUGCAAAGGAUUGAACCACAGCCCUGUUCAUUUUCUGUGCUUCUGUUGACUUAGUCCCACGUUUUUGUUGCUGAACAGAGUUGAAGAGGUAGGCUGCCAGUGAGAAAUGAAACAGUUUUUUUUACAAAAACAACUGUGCCUUCGUGUUAAAUUAACAGUCCAUUAACUUUACAGACAGGCAGGACUGAUAAAAUCUGCUGCCUAGCUCCAAAAUUACCGUUAAUAUUUCAUUAUUAGCCAUAGCUGCUAGCUUAAUGAUAACAGACAACUAACAUGGGUUAGCUGCUAACAGUUAAAUGGCUAAUGCUAACAUUUAUGCCAGUCAGAUUAAUGUUUGUGUUAACUAAGUAAUACUUAAUGUGUUUGAAACAGGAGUUUUACUGACCUCUCAAACUUCCUCAGAAAGACAGGAUAUAAAUUAAGAUGCUUUGCGAGUCUGUUGAUGCGUUCAGCUGCUAGUGUGGGGAGGGGCCGUGCUGCAUGAACUUGUCUGUCUAGACUUCUGUGGUGAGUCUUUGUAGAGCCUGCAAAGUCACCUGUGUAACUGACCAAUGUCAUUGCCAGCAUUUGUGUACGUGCAAGUGCAUUACAUGUUAAUUACCCCGUGGCUGUGUCUCUGUUUGUAUGCCAGCCAACAGAAACAAACAAAACGCUUUUUGAAGAAAAAUCUAAUCUAAUCUAACAUCAUCUCACAAUGAGAAGGAUAAAGGUAGCUGAAAGUAAAGUGAAUACAAGCACUUAAUAAUCACAUAUAAAUCUAAUAUAAAAACUCCCCAUCAGAAGGAACACAUUUAUUCUGUAUUCACAACAUUGUCACUUGGGGAGAAAAAAUUGCAUGUUACAGUUCAUUUUAAGAAAAUGGGACAGUGCCAAUAUUAAUAACACUCAGUCCAGUGAUAAAGAAAAGCCUAGGAUGAACCCAUUUUAUGUAGCCUAAUUUCAGUACAGUGUUUCUAAGAUGUGGUUAGAAACGCUUUCACUGUUCUCAGUAAUCGUGAAAUGUGCGUAUUCUGAGAAUCCAGACAACGUGUUUGCCGUCAUUUGGAAGACUGAAAUAGAGCACACUGAAAUAUGUUUAUCAUUUUAACGCCUGGACACAACAUCAAUCAAGUCAGCUGAUCAUGCAGUAUGUGACUCAUUAAAAUCUAUUUCUUGCCAUUUUGAGCCUGCUUUUAGCUGCAUCUAAGUGAUUGUACAACUUUGUAAGUUUCCUUUGUAAGUGGGACCAACAAGCUGAGACACGUCGGUAAUUUGACCUGGACGAUCAAGUUAAAUGUUUAUAUCCCCUUAUGUCUGAAAUCACAUUUAUAUUAGUAUGCAGUAAUAAAUAUCAUUUUAUAGCA